Pleuronectes platessa (European plaice) is the source of this 3530-nucleotide messenger RNA. Its product is annotated as solute carrier family 28 member 3. The record is from RefSeq and is a predicted model, not a curated record. Gene Ontology annotation, biological process: pyrimidine nucleoside transport; purine nucleoside transmembrane transport. Bases 54 to 2027 code for a protein of 657 amino acids. Gene Ontology annotation, molecular function: pyrimidine- and adenosine-specific:sodium symporter activity. The transcript is spliced from 17 exons. Lineage: Eukaryota; Metazoa; Chordata; Actinopteri; Pleuronectiformes; Pleuronectidae. Gene Ontology annotation, cellular component: membrane.
GAACAGUACAGGUAUGGGAAAAGUCUCCCAGUGUCAAACAAAGCAGUAAGAGGAUGGAGCUGAACAUAAUAGAGAAGACUUGUCAGAAAAGAGGAAUCAACAACACAGCCUUUAAGUCAGAGGAGCAGGAUCAGAUAUACAUUGAUGUGAACAGCGCUGCGGAGACUGCAGAGGAUGUACAGAAAAUGUCUGAAGAACGGGAAAAAAGCAUGCUGGAGAAGAAAAUGGAGGCAGUCCAGGGCUAUUUGGCAGAACACAGAGGCCAGAUCCACCUGUUUAUACGCCUGGUGUUAGUAGCAGGAUGUGUUGCCAUGGUGAUAGCGGCAUGUAUUCUGAACUUCAACCGGGCAGUCGGGCUUCUGGUCCUCUCCUUGGUUACUGUGUUCUUUCUGGUCUGGGAUUGGACGAUGGAACGCUAUGGCGACCGGUUGUGGGAGCAGCUCUGUCCUAUCAGAGACCUUCUAAGUAGGAACUGGUUCUGGAUCAGAUGGUGUAUAUAUAUGUCAGUACUGGUGGCGGUUGUGUGCUGGCUUGCACUGGACACAGCCCAGCGGGGCACCAGACAGCUUAUGUCUUUCUUUGGUUUGCUGCUCUUCAUCUUCUUAAUCGCGUUGUUCUCAAAACAUCCAUUCAGGUGGUCUCCGCAAACUUUGCUCUCUGGGAUUGGACUACAGUUUGUCGCCGGUCUGCUGACUCUCAGGACCACAUUUGGCUUGCAAGCACUGGAAUGGCUAGGAAAACAAGCUGAAACUUUCAUGGCCUUCACAGAUGCUGGGUCUCAAUUUGUGUUUGGCGACAGUUACAAAGACCACUUCUUUGCCUUUCAGGUGAUGCCUAUCGUGGUGUUUAUAAGCUCUAUCAUCUCAAUCCUCUACUGUAUCGGCUUCAUGCAGUGGCUCAUUUGCAAGCUAGGAUUUAUAAUGCACGUCGUCAUGGGAACGUCACCAACAGAAUCAAUGGCUGCAGCAGGAAAUAUAUUCUUGGGACAGUCAGAGACACCCCUCCUGAUUAAACCCUACCUCAGUGAGCUCACUCUCUCUGAGCUGCACGCUGUGAUGACGGGAGGUUUUGCCAGCAUCUCCGGUAGCAUCUUAGGAGCCUUUAUAUCCUUCGGGAUUGAGGCAUCACACUUGUUGACAGCAUCACUGAUGUCCGCUCCAGCCUCGCUCGCCAUCGCCAAGACGUUCUGGCCUGAAACAGAGAAGACAGCUGCUAUCAGUGAACAUGACCUCAAACUGAACAAAGGAGAGAGUAAGAACGUGUUGGAGGCGGCCUCCCAAGGUGCAGGUUGUGCUGUUAGAGUCGUGGCCAGCAUUGUGGUCAACGUCAUUUCCUUCAUGGCACUGCUGGCCUUUUUGAACGCCAUCCUCUCCUGGCUGGGCGGGAUGUUUGAUUGUCCGCAGCUGAGCUUUGCGCUUAUCUGCUCUUAUGUGUUCAUGCCCAUCUCGUUCAUGAUGGGCGUCUCCUGGGAGGACAGUUUCAUUGUCGCUGAGCUGCUCGGCAUAAAGACUUUCCUCAACGAGUUUGUGGCCUAUCAGAACUUGUCGGAGUUAAUCAAGAGGCGGAAGGCAGGAGGGCCAGAAUAUGUGAAUGACGUGAAGCAGUACAUUUCUGUCCACUCUGAAACCAUCGCAACCUACGCUUUGUGUGGAUUUUCCAACUUUGCUUCACUGGGGAUGGCGAUUGGAGGGAUGUCGGCUCUCGCUCCUGAUCGACGGUCUGACAUCUCCUCCUGUGGCCUCAGAUCUCUCAUUGCAGGCAGCGUCUCCUGUUUGAUGACAGCUUGUAUUGCAGGUAUCUUGUACAUCCCUGAUGUCCAGUGUCCCCAGUUCCUGAGCACAGAGUUCAGCAAUGCCAAUGUGACCAGUAGCACGCAACUGGUCACCUGCUGCACACUGCUGUAUAACAGUGUGUCCGUGUUUGAGCCAUGGAACGUGACGGCCGGAGAAGGAUUCAGUCAGAGCAGCCUGCGAGGCUGCUGCACACUCACACCCCCGACACACUUCAACUGCAGCUCUGUGUUUUGAAUCACUAUCGACAAAAACACACAGACCUCAGUGGUAGAAACAUGUGCUGCUUGUUUUUUAGGUAAAUGCUACAGUUAAAAAUGUUCAAUUGAGAUACUUUACUUGAGUUUUUCCACUUUCUGCCCUUUUAUUUUUCUGCCACUGUAGUUCGGAAGAGGAUAAAACACUGACAUUUUUUAGAUAACUUAUGUUAGUUUGCAAAUUCAGAUUAACCAAAGGAUCUGGUAAAUGUCAUCAACAAAUACGAUAGAUUAUUGUAGAUUGACUUGAUUAAAUUUACAGAAGUCGGCUCACAACCCACCCAGCUGUUUGUAUAGCAAUUUAAUUUAAUUCUAUUUGUAAAAUUAAAGGGACAGUUCAAUGCAUGGAUUGAUGUAAAUACAUUUCUGAAUUUUUUAAUGUACUGUGAUAUUGCAGCUUAAUAAAAAAGCUUAGUAACUUAUCUUAAAUCGUUGGAGGUUCUUCCUCCGCCACUGCUUUUGUUGGCCACCCUUCUAACAUUAUGUGGAACAAUAGCUUUGCUGGACUCAUUUAACCAAAUAUCUGCAACUCUGAUAAAAAAAGCUUCACUUUUCCUUGUCUUCUCCACGAGUAUCACAGAAACUAGCAAAUGCAGUAUGUUACUUGGCCACUGGAUGUCAGCUUUACCCAAAACAUGCUAGAGCCUAGAUGCUUCUUCAGGCCUCCAUGGGGCAGGUCAAUCAUUCUGGGAGGUAUGGGGCUCAUGAAUACUAACAGAGAGUUCAGGCUCUGAUUUCCUGCUGAAUAAAGUGGAGGCCAUCGAGCUGUGCACUUUCAACAUCUGCAUGUGUGAGAUGAGAGCGCAGUCACAAAGACGGCAAAUGACAGUCUGUUCAUUAAAUCCACCACAAGCAAAAGGUCAGAUGGCUCCCUUCUCGUGGGCAGGAGGUGUGUUCAUAUGUGUGAAAUUCACACACCCACACAGAGGGAACAUUAGACUCACCCAUCAGACGCUGUCACAGAGGGCAUUUUUAGGUUCCGUGUUACCAUGUGUUCCCCUCUUUUAAAAAAAGAAAUCAAAUUUGUUGAGCUAAUUUUCUGGUUCUUGAGCAUCAUAAAGAAAAAGCAUGUCCAAAAAACAUGUCGACUGAACGUUGUUAUGUGAGUGUCUUUCUGUGUAAGAUAAGAAAGACAAGGGUUAAAUUGUUUGAACUUACAACAAUCUUCAGGAUUUAGUAUCUUUUUAGGUUUUUAAGGUUGUAUGUUAUUAUAGUAAAAUUAUUCUCAGCCUUUUUGGUACAUCAAUCCACUUUGCUCCGCACAUCAAAUUCUUAUUCUCAUGCUACUUUGAAUUUUAUAUAUUCUCAUUAAGUCAAGUCAGAUUUAUUUAUAUAGCAUAUUAAAGUGUUACACCAAAGUGCUUAACAAUCAUGGCAAAGGAAGGUAUUACAAGUAUGAAUAAAAUAAAAAAAUGUGCCUUUUGUAAUGUUUUUACGCUUGAAUAUCUUUCCUAAUGAAUCUGUAAUGUGCAUACUGUUAAAA